Molecule: messenger RNA, 507 nt
Organism: Prunus armeniaca (apricot)
Lineage: Eukaryota; Viridiplantae; Streptophyta; Magnoliopsida; Rosales; Rosaceae
Source: the annotation of a GenBank genome assembly
AUGAACGAUAAGAAACCCCACGUAGAGCUUAGAUUACAAAAGGUAGUUUCUGGGUUUAACUCUGCAAUAUUUCGGGCAACUUCAAGCACCACAACUACAACCAACACACAGAAUACAGAUGGUGGCCAAGAUCUCUACGUUCUAGGCGGGGCUAGGCGGGCUAGGCUGGGGCAAGGGUCGCUAGGCGGUCUAGGCGGGCGACAUGAGGGUAUAUGCAGAUGGUGGCCAAGAUCUCUGUGUUUCUGGGCGGGGGCUAGGCGGGCUAGUGCAGGUGCCAAAGACUGGAAACGGCAAGAAAAAAGGCUCAACCCCUUAACAAGGAAGGAUAGAUUAUCAUCAGCAAGAUGUUUCUCCGUGGGGAUUCAGUUAUCAUUGUUCUUAGGAGUAUUAAGUGAGGUAGGUCCUAAAAUGAAGGAGCUGAAAGAAAAUAUUAAAGUUCGAACUUACGCCCUCAUCUUGGAAGGACUUGUUCCAUCAGCACCACCAACUAUUGAUCUUGACAUCUGA